AUGGAUUAUUGGACACGAUCCGCUGAUAGAAACUCACUGGACAGCAUUGGUGUAGCGUAUGAUGAUACUCUCACAAGUUUUCCAACUGAUGCAAAUGCAGUGGAACGUACACGGCGUGUGCAUAUGAUAACACCUCACGUGUCAUCUGGGUCACCUCAACAAGGGGCACAUAAUGAUCGUGAUUGGCUUAGUCUAACAGAUGAUUUAACAACAACUGAUACUACAGGUUUCACUAGUUCAUCACGACAGAUUACUGGUUUAUCAGUACAUCAUCGUAAUGACAACACAACUGGUUUUACCUUUAGUGGUACACCUGCAGAUGUUGUUUGUUUUCGUUCUUGUAUUUCAUAUCAUACACACAGAUCAGGAAGAUCUGUGGUAGUGCCAGAACAGACUGGUCCUUUUAGUGCAGAAGUACUGUGUAUUAUUCUGCUGUAUAUUGCUGUGGAUAUGCGUGAAAUCUUACAGGUGAGCCAUACCUGUCGUUUUUGGCGUUUUUAUACAAACUACGCACCACACUGGACAUAUUUUCGUCGUCUCGACUGGGGACGGCGUAUCAAAGAUUUACCAAAUUACAUCCGUAAAGUUGUUGUAAAACCAAAAAUUGUUACACAGGCAGAAUACUUUAGGGAACGUAGAAAAGUUCAAGCAGCACAGCGACGUGAGGAAUUUAUGGGAACAGCACGACACGUACGGUGGUGUAUUGCUAUUGCCGUUCUUAGUGCCGUUGCUUCUGCAUCUAAUUUUGUUAUUUCAUAUUUUUUAGGCUUCCUUUCAACUGUAUUAACUACUGAUGAGUUAGUGGGUGGUGUAACGUUUACACUUAUGCUGGUAAUGGUAAUACUAGAAGUCACCGUUGUGAUUGUUCCAUUAGGCGGUGCAGCAUCACCAUCGGAGAAACAAAAUAUGAUGCGUCUGCUCUCUUGGGGAUUAUUUUUAUUACUAACUGGUUGUAUAUUCGGCACAAUGUCAGCGCUCGCUAUGUCUCGUGUGCGAAGUAAUGGACAUAUUCUUGAUGGUACAGAGAUAGAUCUCACCAUGGACGCAGAAUGCAGUGUGAUUGAUCUACGCACUGAACCAUCCUUUGCAUAUCUACCAGCUAUGCUUAAUGAUUUGCGUUGGCGACCUCUUACGAUGGAUCCUACUGAGAAAGUAUUUAUUCCAUAUUGUAUUUCAAAACCGGGUGAAUCGAAUAAGACUAUGUGCUAUGUAUUUCUUUUCUUUGAUAGCAUGUACGUGUCAGCUAUCUUUAAUGAUACAAGUGCAUUAGAAACAAAAGACAUUGGAACACGUACUGCACUAGGUUUUGAUCCUGUUGGUAACAGUGCUGGUGCGUGGUGUGCCUUUCUUGGCCGUCCUCAAGUUGUAGCCGUUACAGAGUUAAUAUAUAAACGUAUAAAGAGUGAACGUGAUCUUUUGUAUCCAGAUUCUAUUUACACCAAUGCUGCUCACCGACCACAGAAGACGGAUAGAUUUAGUUACCAGUGUAGUGUAGAUUAUGCACGCGUGGCAACGGAGGAACCACAAGACUCUACAGAUAUUUGGUAUAAGGCCGGACGUCCCUGGAGGCAACAUUAUGUUCCGUUAAUGACAAAUAAUAUUGCAGCACGGGAGUCCUUUAAAGAAAAUCACGAUCAUUUCUUGAAUUACGCUUCAUUUUGUUAUAUCGCCCCCUCAAUCUUGUGGGGUGUGAUGUUGAUCUCACAGUGUAUUAUGAGAGAGCACGCACUUAUGGUACUCGGCAUGAUGACUACUUUUACGCUUGUUCUUAUGAACCCUAUUUUACUCCUGAUUUCAGGUUUAUUGUGUGCGAAACUCUCAGACUAUUUUUUUAUGUGUGACGAGGGAACAGGAGGUUCAAUGGUUGGUGGUGGUAUUUUUAUUACUGCAUUUCUCCUUGCCAUUUAUGUGUGCUUUAACUGA
Messenger RNA from Trypanosoma theileri, 1923 nucleotides. RefSeq lists its product as uncharacterized. The coding region runs from base 1 to 1923 and encodes 640 amino acids. The record is from RefSeq and is a predicted model, not a curated record. The transcript has a single exon. Lineage: Eukaryota; Euglenozoa; Kinetoplastea; Trypanosomatida; Trypanosomatidae. Gene Ontology annotation, molecular function: protein binding.